CCAUACCCAAUUUAUUACCAGUCAAAUCAUAUUUAGUAAUAUCACUUGAAGGUAAUACUAAUAAAUGACUAUUUAGUUUGAGUCUAAAUUAGACCUAUUGCAUUGGCUAAAAAAAAUGAAUAGCAACUCCAAUGUAAUUUUUGAAAAUUUUUUUUGUAUAACAAACAUAAAUGUGGAAACACCGAUAAUGAAGGUGUGAAUUGGUUUAAUGGGAAUAGCUAGAUGAUCGAUAUUUCUUUUCUGAUAUAAUUAUAUGGACUCAAAUAGAUUCAAAUUGUGGGUUCGACCCAAAUAAAUGUUUUCCUGCUCUAACUCUCUCCCCAUUCCAUAAUUAGUAAAUUAAAGUAAUUCGGCCAACGGGCCGGAUCAAAGCUAGUGAUUAUAUAAUGAUUAACCAAUGAACUAUAAACCAAUAACUUUUUCGAUUCAACUUCGAUUCAACAUCCGAUCUAAUUAUGAAAAUACAGGUAACAAACUAUUAGCAGCCCUCUUAAAAAAAAUUCUCUUUCCGGUCAAAUGGUCUAGAACUAGAAUACCAGUUUUUGGAAGGGUAUUGGGGUUUUGCGUUAAUUUCGGCAAAGAGUCGUUAAAAAAAGGUAGAAGUUUUUUUUUUUAAAUGGAAAAGAUAAAAGAGUAAAAUAAGAGAUUGUGAAAGGAGCAAGUUGCGAGAUUGAGGGUGGUUCGUAUAAUAACUACCGCCAGUUCCGGUGCAUGGCCUUUUGGCGUUUGAAGAUUUCAGUUGUCUACUUUUCUUCCAGUUUUGAGGAAAGGGGCAAACUGCAAAGGUAGAGGAGGCUGAAGAAGACAUUUGCGACAACCGCCAUGUUCCAUCGUACGUACGUGAAUUUGGCUCAAACCUGAAUCGUGGAUAAAGAAGGAAGUUGAGAGGGAGAAGAAAAAAACUAUAGUUAAGAUAGAAAAAAGAAACAAAGAGAUCGACUGAAGGGAUGACGGACGCGAUAUUGGAUCAGCUUGGCUCGGAGUUGGUGAUGCAGGAGGUGAUCGCCAAACAACAGACGCCGUUGCCGCCUCCCAUCGCCGCCGACGCUAGCUACGUGGAUCAUGACAUCAACCUCGCCGCCUCCUCCGACAUGUCUUCCAACUCCUCCGACUCCGAGAUCGACAACUACAUCAUCAUGUCUCAAUCCGCCGUUGGCAAGCAUCGCCUCUUCGGCCGCCAGAAGCCUCUCCACGUCGUCCUCGGCGCCGGCAAACGUGCGGACCUAAUACUGUGGAGAAACAAGCAGUUGUCGGGAAGCAUAUUCGGCGGCGUUACCUUCGUAUGGCUGUGCUUCGAAUGGACAGGGUAUCAUUUGGUUACCUUUCUUUGCCACUCCCUCAUCCUAAUCCUCGCCACACUCUUCCUCAGCGCCAAUCUAGCGGCCUUCAUCAAUGUGUCGCCUAUUGAAUUCCCUAGGGUUGAUGUGUCAGAGCGCUUCCUGACCUCGACUCUGCUCACGCUCGGGGCUCAACUCAACUGUGUGGUUACAACUUUCCGGGAUGUUGCCUCCGGAAGGGACUUGAAGAAGUUCGUCAAGGUGAUUGUGUCGCUGUGGCUUCUCUCUGUAAUCGGCAGCUGGUUCAGUUUCCUGACUCUGUUUUACCUUGUGUUCGCGACGGUGUUAACAGUGCCACUACUUUACGAGAAGAAUGAGGAUGCUGUCGAUUCGUAUGCCGAAAAGGCAUGGGUAGAAAUUAAGAAGCAGUAUGCAGUUCUGGAUGAGAAGUACCUACACAAAUUCCCAAUACUAUCUUCCAUCAAGGCACAUAAGCAGCAUUAAGCCUCUUCUACUGCCCACUCCAGGGUGAAGCUAGCUAGUAACUUUUUUACUUCUCAAUCUCUUGUGUUGCUUGUAAUCCACGUUACAAGAAACAUACCAGCUCUUGCACCCUCAUUUACUUCUGUUAUGAGUUAGAUGAAUUUCUACCGAAAACCCGUUUAGUUGUUGUUACUGCUUUGUAAUCGUAAUCCUAGUGCGUGGGAUACUUCUAGUUGUGUUUUCUUUUACACCUUAAAACAGUAUAU
Molecule: messenger RNA, 2026 nt
Organism: Linum trigynum
Lineage: Eukaryota; Viridiplantae; Streptophyta; Magnoliopsida; Malpighiales; Linaceae
Source: the annotation of a GenBank genome assembly